Branchiostoma belcheri (Belcher's lancelet) is the source of this 3129-nucleotide messenger RNA. Its product is annotated as calcium and integrin-binding family member 3-like. Gene Ontology annotation, molecular function: calcium ion binding. The record is from RefSeq and is a predicted model, not a curated record. Bases 358 to 867 code for a protein of 169 amino acids. The transcript is spliced from 6 exons. NCBI's taxonomy places the organism in Eukaryota, Metazoa, Chordata, Leptocardii, Amphioxiformes, Branchiostomatidae.
CUCGCCGCGCCUUCACGACACUACGAAAAUAUUGUGCAUUUUUGUUUAAAAAUGAUGUUUAGAUGGGCGUAAAUAACAGCCCCAAAAUACGCAGCGGUCGAUAAACGAUAAAAAUCGAUCUUCUGCGGGAAGGUCGUAAACUGUGUAUUGACGUCACACGUAGCAGACAUGCGUGCACGGGCCAUGUUGUGGUAGCCACAAAUCUCCGAAAAAAUCGGACUGCGAAUUUCGUUCUAUUCACCCAUAAAUGACCUGUUGCCGGCGGGCAAGGGACGUUUAUUGUAAAUUUGAUGGUGGUCAGGAGGAGACGAGAGAGUUUUCUGGGUCGCUAUGAAGACGCUGUCAUCCUAAAGGGAGAUGGGAAAUAAGCAGGCAGCCUUCACUGAAUCGCAGUUGGAGCAAUACCAGGACUGUACAUUUUUUACCAGAAAAGAGAUCCUCAGGAUAUUCAGGCGGUAUCGGGAUCUGGACUCUGACCACAUUCCCAAGAGCUACACUCGGGGUGAGGCAUCCCGGAUCAAGGUGCCCUUUGAGUACAUAGAGAAAAUGCCAGAGUUAAAGGAAAAUCCGUUUAGGAGACGGAUCUGUGAAGUUUUCUCAGAAGACGGGUCAGGAAACAUGACGUUUGAUGACUUCUUGGACAUGUUCUCUGUGUUCAGUGAACAAGCACCACAGGACAUCAAGGCUGUCUAUGCAUUCAAAAUAUAUGGUGAGACGGUACACCCAAUCAAGGUUAAUUGUUGUGUCUUUCAUCAGAUUUUAGAGGAGGCAGACCUUGAUGACGACAGCCAGCUGUCGUAUAUGGAGUUUGAACAUGUGAUAUCACGAGCACCUGACUUCCUCAACACUUUCCACAUCCGCAUAUGAAUUUCUCUGGAAUUGGACACAAGAAGUUGCCUUAAUUCUCCCUGAUGCCACCUAGCAACUCUUCUCAGCAGUGCAGUAUGGGGGUCCUCAGCAGCAGAGGCAAGAUCCUGCGGGCGCUUCACCCCAGGGUCAAACAGCUCCUGUUCGCUACUUAGGAGAGUUGUGUGCACACCAAACCACUGCGUGCACUACUAAGAGUAGCCCAGAGCCUUUGGCUUAUUACCAAGUGGUAAUAUUCCAGGAAAAUUCCAACAGAUGAAGAAAAGGAAGCCUAGGGUUCGUUAGCAGUCUUAGCCAUUUCUUACAAAUAGAUAUUCCUCUACUUUUUUGCUUCUAAUGUAAUUGCAUGGAGAUUGCAGUCAUGACAUGUAUGCCAAAAAGAUGACUUCUAGUCCGGACUGAAACACACACCAUACGAUAUACCUUUAGUAUGUGUGAGAUUAUUCCAACAGACGGCACCUGAAGGUAUCCAAACCCAUUUGACAUAACUAUGGUGCAGGGAUGUCCUUGGAAAGAUGAUCAUUGUGUAUCUUGUAUUCAUGAGAGAGCUUCUGAGAACAUGUAUGGCAUUAUCUGCUGUUGUAGUCAUGCGAUGUGCAUUUCAAUACAAGCAUUUCCUUAUUCAUGACCAGUUGUUUGGUUAGGACCAAAACUGUCACAAUUUUCCUCAUGCACUGUGAAUGUACCAGCAAAAUUGCUAUGCAGCUAGACUUCCCAUUAACAUCACAAGUGAAGUAACUACAUUUACUUCUUAUGAUUUAGGGAUACUUCUUAAUGUUACAUUUACAAUUGUGUUAAGCUUGGAGUGAAAAUCUUUCACUGUGUGGGUGGUUAACUUAAUAGGGCUUCUAAUAUUUUUGUUGAAAAAAGACUAAAAAAAGUUACAUUGUUGGUUGCAACCUUGUGAAUUGUACGUGUCAGAGGAAGUACUGUGCAUUUCUGUACAGUAUUUGUGUAAUGACAAGCUAUUCCUCAUUGCAGUGUACAGCAUUUGACUUUUAACUCCUGUAACACUGAUCUGUGGUGAGGCCUGGACAGUUGGGAAAUGUUGCUGACCACACGAAUGUGGGAUAUCACACUGUCAGAUGACGAAGUUGUAUAUAUUACCUUGUAAAGUUGAGGAAGGGGAGAUGUUCAGUUGAGGGGUACAUCUCGCCCUUGGUUUAAGUCAGUACGUCUGGUACAUAACUGUUAGUUUUCAUAUUUCACAAGUUCCAGGAGAACAAGUAGAUGUACAAUGAUUAAGAUGAGAUAUUCAGAUGUACAGGUCCUUUUGAAAAGUAGCUCUGAAUUGAACUAGGAUUAGCCUGAUCACACAGAUUUUCCUCUCUGUGAUAUGAAAAAAGAGGUUUUACCUGCAUCUUUUCCAACAUGCCAGUAGGUACAUUUGUUUGCCUUGUAAAACAUGUACUUGGUACUGCAGUAAAACAAGUUUUGUAUUCAAGGCAUAAGUGGUACAAACAUGGGAAAUAUGAUGAGUUAAUGUCAGAUACACAUUGUGUACCUUCUUUGCAGAGGCCAUUGAACCUUUGUAUCUCUAUUCAAAUGACCAUACCAAAUUGAUAAGUUUUGCCACUUCUGACCAUUGCAUACCUGUUUGCAGCUUUGUCGUGCUUUACAAUACUCAGGUUUGUGGUAACGACUGGAAUAAGAGCUAUUGUCUUUUUGUGGCUGAAGAGGCCAGUGCAAAUAUUGUAUAUACUGUUGAAAGGCUGUGUAAUGACUAUUGGUAAUGUAUUGAAGUUUUCAGCAGGUUUCAUCUUCUGGGUUAUGUGUUUCAAAUUUUAUGUCUGUUGUGUAGAACUUGUGUUUUUCAAUUUACUAUGUUCGUUGUUCUUAUUACCAGUAACCAAAGUGGCUUUCUGUGCAGAGGCAUAGCGAUAUAGAUAUCUACCAGUGAUUGUAUAUAAUGUCGAUGGAAGUGUAUUCUGUACCAAUGUCAUCACAUUGUACUAUGCAUGGCACCAGAUCUCCUGAUGCAGAUUUGUUCAGGACCUUUGCUGUUCAGUGCUUCACGGACAAACUGUUCUUUGCACAACUGGAGGCUAAUAUGCAGCAAAAUGCCCUUACUUCACAUUUUUUUCAUGUCUACUGUAUCAUUUUGGCAAAACCUAAAUCUUUGCUAGCUUGUCUAUACAUUUACAUAGAAAGUAUAGCAUCAAGGUUGAUUUUCCUAGUCUCUGAUCAAAACAAACUGCCAAACAUUACAACAUGACUUUGACGAGUUUGUGAGCUACAAAUCACAAAUAAGACAAGGGUUUU